ACGGCCUCAUUCAGCGCUCAGCAGGUGACCAGGACGCAUGCAGUUUGGCAGUGGCUGAUGAUAGCUUCCGCAUGAGUGUUUUUGUUGCUUGACUUGGCUAACGCUAACAACCUGCAUACAGUUAGUGACGAAACAUAGAUAAUCAAGUGAUUUUUUUACAAAGAAAUAUUUUGUUUUCAUCCCAGAAUUAAAAAUUAGAAACUAAUCAAAAAUGAAAUUAUCAGCGUUGGUGUUGUUGUCAAUCGUUCUGGGAGCGAUAGCUCAAAUUCCCCCAGAAUCAGCAGAAAACUUCGCUCAACUCGCCCUCCCGAAGCGAGAACGACCUGCUGCAGUAAAACUACAACCGGGAACUGGAAUACCCACAGAGAAACCUGCUGCAGGUCCUGUUUAUGUCCCACCGCAGCAAAGAGAAGAAAUUACUACUACAACAACUCCAGCAACUAGUACUCCUCCGGAAACUACUACUACAACCCCUAAAACUACUACUACCCCUAUGACUACAACAACUACCACCGCAACAACUUCUACUACAACUACCGUUAGAGCAUCCAAACCAAUUUCAUCAAAUUCUGUCAAGAAAGCAACUGAGGAAGAGUCUCUAAAAAAAUCCCCUCAAAGGCACAGUGAUACAACCGAUAUUGAAAAACGUCACGAUGAAGUAGCUGAAAGCAAGCAAGGGAUAUUUUCUUCAUUCAGUUUUCCUAUGAUUGCGUCUAUUGGGGCGGCCAUCUUUAUGGGAGGACUCGCCUACUACAUGCAACCUUCUCUGGCACCCGAACCCAUUUCAAGAAAAGGAAUCUCAUCCCAUCUCAGUGGCUAUGACCACGGUGUAAGGAUAGUUCACCCUUCGGAACUAACACCCGAAGAACUGGAGAGGCUGAUGAACGCGGGCGCUUAUCGUGUUUCCGGUCGCAGCAUCGCUCACUCCUCUCAUCCAUACUUCGACUAUGCCAGAAGAAUUUACCAAUACGUUAUGCCUGAGCUACUCGGAGGUUCAGCAGCGGAUGCAGAUGGAACCAAAGAAAAAGUGUACGUCAUCAGACACCAUGAACAUCACGACAGUGAACUUAAGAAUGCCCCAUAUAUUAAUGAUCCCGAAAAUGAUGAUGAUUUGCAAAAAGAAGCGGCAUUGAAGACGACCGUAAAACCGAGCGAUCAUCCCUACCACAAGUUAUUGAAAGGAGAUUUACAAAAAAUUUAAAGAUUCAGAUCGCUUGACUGUGUAUCCUCCACUUCGCACGUAGCGGCUUCUCGGAGCAGCUACACGAUGCUCCACGACAGCCUGGAUACUGUGUCGUCAUACUCGUUCAUUUAUGUAUUAUUAUUUAUAUCGUAUGACGUCUUCAUGUAGUUUGUUUUGCUGAAGUUUUCUAUGUAACAAUUUAAACCAUGGCUAAUGCUGAAUUUUCGUUCGGAUUUUUUUUUUUCGAAUGCACCAUGCACAUAGCAUUGUUGAUUGGGAGAAUAAAAAUACUCGAUGGUAUAAGAAAACUUCACUGAAAAAGAUGUGAGGGUUGUUAAUGGUUUCGUUUUAACUGCAGUGAUAUAAAAUUAUAAGAAAUUUUCCGAAAAGUACAAAUUACGAUUCAUUUAAACAUUGCCCCAUAAAAGGUUGUUAAAUCGUAUAUUAAUAGUGAUUUUUUCUUUGAUAGGGAAAAAGCCAAACUCUCAGGUAGUAGCUCACGAACUUUUUCACUCCUACACUUUUUUAGUAGCUCACGAACUUUUCACGGCAACUGGCCAUGGGCCUAUUUCUUCAAUGCCGACACUUCUAUUCUAUUCAAUAAAACGUGCCCAUUUUUAAACACGUAAAACUCUCAUAAAUGUUGCAAAUAUCGGUAUAUGGGAUUAUGAUAGAGUUCAGUUUUAAUAUUGCCAUCCAUUACUUCCUAAACAUUAAUGCAUUAAGCCCAGGAAAAAAUCCAUCCCAGUUUGGAGCCGUUUUUGGAAGGCGAUAACCAGGUGCGUCAAAAUGCGGUUGAUGGCCUGUGUAAUGUAAAAAAAUUCGAUCAACAUAAAGUAGCAAUAAUUAUACUGACCUAAAAACUUGGUGACCUAUAAACAACUAGUAUAAGCCAGAUGCAGAACUGUCUGCUCUAGGGCGAAUAUGUUUAAGAACUGGCUGAAGACUUACGACGCUAUCAUAUCGUUUAACAGUACGGAACUGGUCUAGCUUACGGUGUUCCGGCGCGGUCUGCAGCAUUUAUGUAUAUCUUUGCGGCUGAGUGUAGAUAUAUUUGCACCGCGAUUCUUUUAUCGUUAACUUAUAUAGAGUGAAGAAUAUAUAUUAUUUUCAUUAUAUUCAUUCCGCGGUGUGAAAUAUUACACGUACCGCGUUUCUGUUUUUUUACAUUAUAUAUAGUAAACAAUAAAUAUUAUUUUCACUAAAUUCAUUCUGGGGUGUAAAAUAUUACAUGUGCAGCAUUUCCGGUGUUGUUAACUGAAAGAGUGAAGAAUAGAUAUAAUUUCAAACUAUAUUCAUUCUUGGGUAUAGAAAUAUUCAAAUUUAUUUUAAUGUUCAAUACGAAUAUGAAGGAUCAUGCAUUAUCGAGUAAAUAAGAAAUUCCCAGCAGCCCAUUGAUUAUUUCUUGCGAAAUCAAUUCUAUCGGUCCGUACUAGUUUAUACAUAGGUACUAUGAUUUCUAAUGAUACGAUUAUCAGAAUUCAGUGAUUUUGGUAUUUUAAUCUUUUUCAAAACUAGAUUCAAAUUCACUACUAAUCGGUAAAAUCUUUUAUUUGCAUUUGUGAGUUUCAGACGUAAAUUUUUACAGAUGUUGGACUUUGUAACCAACAGUUACACAUUAGCGCGACCGGAUCAAAGCAACACCCCAUAUUUUUAUUAUAUAUAAUAUAUAUUUUUUAUUUCA
Hyalella azteca is the source of this 2867-nucleotide messenger RNA. RefSeq lists its product as uncharacterized. Lineage: Eukaryota; Metazoa; Arthropoda; Malacostraca; Amphipoda; Hyalellidae. The record is from RefSeq and is a predicted model, not a curated record. Bases 212 to 1201 code for a protein of 329 amino acids. The transcript has 2 exons.